AUGGAAGAACUUCUCACCCCAGUAAGCCAGACUUACCGUAAACCAAGCCAGAACAAUGAGCAGUCGACGAUACCAAAUCCCGCCGGUCUGGUGCCGGAAGCGAGGAGUCGUGACUUUUUCGUCGUCUCAUCCCCGGAAGAGGCUAUCGACGCGCUUAGGAGCCAGCCAAGCUACGACACCCUCCUCUCUACGUUCAAGUAUCUAAAGGACGGCGUGCAAGGCAAGCAUCUAUUCGAUGUUAGGAGGCCCACCUCCCAGAGUGCCCAAGUCGUUCACAUUCUAAUUACGGAAAUUGUCCCCAACUACUGGGCUGUGAUACGAGACGCGUCCACCGGCCGGAGUAAAGGAGAUACCGAUGCGUUGAUUUCCUGUUUGCGGAGCCUCACGGGCAUCAACGCUGUGCUCGCCCGCCUGCGUGCCCUGCUGAAGGAAGCGAAAUCCGACUCAAAAGCUCUCAAAAACUCACACGUCGGCUUCAAUCUGACAUAUUCCUUGGAGUUGCUUUCUGAACUGCUCCAGAGCGACCAUGUAAUCACACAUAUUUGGAGCGGCAUCCGUUCACUGGACACUCCAGCCCAAACACGGCCCAUGCGGCAAGAGCUUUUCUCACUGUUCACGAGUGGAAAAAUCACAUCACUAUCCGCCGAGGCAGAAGACAUAUGCCGACAAACGGGCCAGUCGAAUGAUGAUUAUUGGAUUAGCAGCACCAAGGCGUAUGUAGAGUGGCUGGGCCGAAACGUGGUGACAUGCGCUCGGUCCUCGGGUGACCAGGAAGACCUUCAGCUGUGUGCUGAUAUAACAGCUCGAACACUGCGGUUGGGGAACCCGGAUAUCCUCAUCAACACGUUAUUCACAGAACUGCUGCUUCAUGAUGCCGAGAGCCAGCGAAAGUUUGAGCUGAUUCUAGGACUCUUCCCGGCUCUCGAGCAGCGAAAGGUUCUCGAUAUAAUCCUAGCCGUUCUCGCAGAUAAAUACUUAAACAACACAGACGGCAGCGAUGUAACAGAAAGUUCACCUGUUAUCUGCGCUGCGUCUGGCGCCUUGAAAGCGGUAGCGGGACACGAUGAAACAUGGAAGAACAACCUGGUGAGUUGGUUGACUGGCGCAUCCGGGGCUGGAAUUGGCGAGAACUGCAGUAUCAGACGGGCCGCCGUUGCUGUCUUUUCCGGUGAUAGGGAGGCCAUGGCUACCAUCGUAGAGAGAAGUUUAUGUCAGUUUGGUGACCAACUGUACAUCAAACACGCUCCAUUGCUCCAACAAGAUGCACACGCCCAAGUACUACUUCUGAGCGCCGGGUAUAUUCACAGGCUCUCGCCUAUCAAGUUAACGAUAUUGCUACGAUCAGGAAUUUACCUGAAUGCCAUAUCCAACCGCAUUGCCGCGUCUCAAACACGGGCCCGCUUCCUUGGGAUGGUAGUCGGCGAGGCCCUCUCAGGGCUCGUACACGGCAAAGAAACCAAGCUCGACUUCAAAAUGGACGAGAUGGACACCGAGGAAGCAAGAUGGUAUAAAUCAUUAGUCCUGGUAGCAGACAGCAUUGGCCCUCUAGACCCAUUAAAAGAAAUCGCCGUUACGCCGAAAUCCGUGUCCGGCGCGCGAUUUCAAGCACGGCCUACUGCAGCUUCAGCUAGCCGGCCAGCGAAACCGCUUCCUCAGUCAGGUUUUAUCAUCGAGGAAAUCGAAGACGGGGAGGAUGAAGAUCCAGACCUAGUGCCAUAUUCCAAACCAGAUUCUGACGCCGAGGACUCGGAUGACGACCCUACUCUCAUCAAUCGCAACAAGCCCAAAGCUCCUGUCUAUAUCCGAGACCUGAUCGCAUACUUCCGGGAUACAGAGAGCUACGACCGACAGAAGCUCGCUCUGGCCACGGCUCCGGCCCUGAUCCGUCGAAAGGCAAAUUAUGGUACGGAGGUCAGCUCGCACGCCGAGGAGCUCGCGACGCAGCUUGUCGGACUGCAGAACAAGUUCGAGCUCGACGACUUCGACAACCUGCGGCUUCAGGGCAUGGUUGCUGUCGUCGUGGCGCAGCCGAAGAAGAUGGCGCCGUGGUUCGCCAAGACGUUCUUCGAUGGCGACUACUCGCUGUCGCAGCGCGCGUCGAUUCUCAUCACGCUGGGUUUGAGCGGUCGCGAGAUCGCCGGCUUCGAGAUAUCCGAAUACACCCCGGCGGCGCAAUUUCCCUCGAAAACGCUCCCUGCCAAGAUCGAGAGGCGCUACCUCGCAUCUGCGCCGCCGUCGAGCCGGCUCGAGUCCUCAGCGUCCAGGCUUAAGCCUCUCGGUCCCAACGCGCUGGACACGCUCGCCCAGUCUCUCUCUCAGGCGUUCCUCGGCCCUCUGUCGGCCGAGGCGGCCGACGCAGUCACCGGGCCGGACGCGCUCAAGCUCUCGUCGUUCACGUCGCGGCUCGCGGCGGAGAAGGCGGCGGGGCCGCGAGGGGACGGCGCCGUCGCGAGGCCCCGCGCCCGCGCGAUCCCCAACACGACGGCCUCGCUGCUCGCGUCGUCGUUCUUCUUCCCGCUGACGUCGCGGUUCCAGGCGGCGGCGCGCUCGCCGGCGGCGACGCGGGCCGGCGGCGUGCUGUUCCAGCCGGACCUGCUCGCGCUGUACGUCAAGACGCUCGCGCUGCUGCUGCACGCGGCGGGACCCAGCACGCUGCCGCUGCCGCAGAUGACGGCGGAGCUGUGGGACCUGCUGCUCGCGCUGCGCAACCGGCGCGGCGGCGGCGCCGCCGGCGAGCUCGGCGUCGCCCGCGCCCUGCUGCUCGGCCUGGUCGCCCUGCUCGACGUCAACGAGCGCGACAUGCGCGGCCUGUGCGAGCGCCACGGCCGCGAGCUCGUCGAGACCGCCGAGUGGGUCGGCGCCCUGUUCGAGAACACCCGCGGCGGCGGCGACGGCGCCGGCCUCGGCGCCGCCGAGGAGAACGACCUCAAGAUGCUGGCCGCCGGCGUCCUGAUCCGCCUGCGCGAGGCCGUGGACAAGUACCAGGCGGUGCUGAUGGGGGACUUGAUCGGGUACACGCGAGACUAAGCAGGAGGCUGGGAGCGGGUGAGAAUCGAAGGAGAAUGAGCUGGCCGCUUCUCGGUGCUACGUAGAUGGGUAGAUGGAUAGGUUCCUACCUAGGUGGACUUGGUCCCUCGUUUCUGCGUGUUCCUACGC
Durotheca rogersii is the source of this 3156-nucleotide messenger RNA. RefSeq names its product telomere length regulation protein-domain-containing protein. The record is from RefSeq and is a predicted model, not a curated record. Lineage: Eukaryota; Fungi; Ascomycota; Sordariomycetes; Xylariales; Xylariaceae. Gene Ontology annotation, biological process: telomere maintenance via telomerase; protein stabilization. Gene Ontology annotation, cellular component: cytosol. The coding region runs from base 1 to 3027 and encodes 1008 amino acids. The transcript has 3 exons. Gene Ontology annotation, molecular function: telomeric repeat DNA binding; Hsp90 protein binding.